AUGUCGAGUGCAGCGGAUGCUUCAACUAUUGAUGACGAAGACGAGUUCCUGUAUGGAGGGGCCGCAGAUGCAUCGGUCCCCCAUGUGGAUAGAGAGCCUAGUGACGACCGCUCGCACGUUCCCAACGCGUCGUUGGCGGGAUCGGGCGACGAUAUGGCAAAGUCGAGCAUCCAUAACACGACGAGUCCCAGUUACAUGAACCGAGACACUAGUGCGAAAAAAACUUCCCAAGUGUGGCCGCAAGAUCCAGCGUCCACGAAUGCCGAGCCGAAUGAUUCUGACGAGUAUGACAGUGAUGACUCCGAUGUUGAGUUUAUCAUCGAUCCAAACGAGCCACUUGUACCACCACAGCCCCCGCAAAGAUCUGUUUCGUAUGUGCCUGAGCCAGCAACAGCUAGUGGAAACACGAUUUCGACGUCUACCGCCAUACCCACCGCGACUCCGGCAGGAUCAGCAGCGGCGGUCGCUACAGAGGCAGGGGCAGCCCCGAUCGCUCCCCGCGAGCCUCUUGUUCGCUCCUUGCCGAAUGAGCAUGUUGCUCCUAUUCCUAUUCCUUCCCCUUCUCCUGCUCCUGCCUUUGGCGCAACGACGAUGGCUCAGAUACCUGAGCGCGACGGCGUCCGCUCGGCAGUGGCGGCAGCGCCGGCAGCUGGGUCUGCGGCAAGCGUACCAAUGGGGCCCGAAGGGCCGCCGCCAGCAGCACCCUCUACGGGCCCGGAGCUGCACCUCGAUCCGCAACCAUCAGAUUUGACAUAUCCACCGUCCGAUCCUUUAUUCGAUGCUCGCACCGAGACAGAGAAGGCGGAUGAUCCACCACCCAUGUCCAUAUACCAAGUGGACAUUGAUUCUCUACCUGAGAAGCCGUGGCGACGACCGGGUGCGAAUCUCAGCGACUGGUUCAAUUACGGUUUUAAUGAGCAAACGUGGGCGAUGUGGUGUGGGAAGAAACAUAGGAUGGAGCAGACCCGCGAAGCAGAGUUGGUGCCUGCAGAACCUGUUGCGCCUCCUGUCGCGCCACCCAUGCCAUUUAUGCCAGAACUUAAUUCCAUGCAUCCUCAUCUGCCGCAGGAUCGUGGCAUGCCUGACUUUUCGGCGCUCUUAGCUCCGGGAGGUAUGAUGAAUAUGCCUCCUCCCAUGCAGGCAUGGCCCAUGAUGAGAGCCAUGAUGCCCCCUAGCUCUGAUCACCCAUCAUCCAUGUCUAUGCCGAUGCCUCCUUUGCAUCCCGACAUGCAUGGGAUGGAUUGGCCCGAGCCUCGGAAGCCAGACUCUCCCUCUCAUGCCGAGCCAGCGUAUGAGCCCUCGUACGAGCCACCACGCUCACCGCAGGACGGUCAGCGUGUUGAAAAUGGGGUAGGUCCGCAUCCUGAUUCUUCUCAGCAUGAUGCGGCUACCGAGCAUCACACCACCAUUUCGCAUACCCAGUCUCAACAGCAGCAACGGCACCAUCGCACUCGCCCUUCCUCCGAUUCCAAUCGCUCAGAGCGUCGGCGCGCUGAUCAUGAUGCCGACUCUUAUGCGGCAUCUCAUGAUACACACCAAGUACACUCUCCACGCUACAAUGAUCGCGAUAUGGUACAUGGUAUGCCAGAUGCGCUUGACUAUGGCGUCUAUGCAGAAGACGCACGUCGCGCUCGGCGAUCUCCGCAUCAUACUCGCCGUGAUGCGUCGCCAGCCGAUGACUACGAUCCUGAGCAAUUUGGACGUCCGCCGCUUGCUUCCGCACCCAGUUCAGGAUCUACAUCGGCAUCGAUGCCCACCUCGAUAGCGCAGCAUACGGCGCCUGGCUCGGGGUCUGGGCCUGGGCCUGGGUCGUCUCACCGUGAGCGUCCAAAUAGGCGUGAUCGUGAUCGUGCUCGGCAUGACCGUCGACUCGGUCGUGGCGGUGGACAGAAGCGUGGUGCUCCUGACACGCACGAGGAAGAGCGCGACUAUUCAUCGAAACGCACACACCAUGGAUCGUCGCGAAUGCGCAGAGAUACAUAA
Malassezia globosa CBS 7966 is the source of this 1983-nucleotide messenger RNA. RefSeq lists its product as uncharacterized. Bases 1 to 1983 code for a protein of 660 amino acids. The transcript has a single exon. The record is from RefSeq and is a predicted model, not a curated record. NCBI's taxonomy places the organism in Eukaryota, Fungi, Basidiomycota, Malasseziomycetes, Malasseziales, Malasseziaceae. Gene Ontology annotation, cellular component: mRNA cleavage and polyadenylation specificity factor complex.